Mesorhabditis spiculigera is the source of this 1578-nucleotide messenger RNA. Lineage: Eukaryota; Metazoa; Nematoda; Chromadorea; Rhabditida; Rhabditidae. The record is from the annotation of a GenBank genome assembly.
AUGAUUUGGCUCAAGCCCUGGCUAGGCUUGCCAAUUGUUGCGGUAGCAUUCCUGCUUGCCAACGCUCAAAAAUGCGCCAUCUGUCCGGAUGGAGGAGCCUGGACUGAUUGGGAGUUGAUCGGCGAAUGUUCUUGGAAUUGUGGCUACAAGGGAAGCCAAAAUCAGAGCAGAAAUUGCGUCUCUAAUCCCUAUGGAUGUCCUUGCGACGGCCCAAGCACGCGACAGAUCCCUUGUAACAACACCAUAUGUGAGUUCCCGAACCAGACGUGCGCCGAUGGGUAUUGGAAGUCCGGCCCGGAGAAUGGGGUCUACAUCUGUUCCCCGAUCGUCCCACCCGUCCCGGACCCGCUGGAGUCGCAGAUGCCAAACCCGGAUUGGAUGUGUUCUGAAUUUGUGACUACCACUACCACGACGACGACAGCAAAACCAAUCCGACCUAGUGCAAACGGAUCGCUGUGUGCGAAUUGUCCAGAUGGUGGUGCCUGGACCGACUGGGAGGAGGUCGGCGAAUGCUCGGGCUUUUGUGGUUACAUGGGCAGACAGAACGAGACCAGGAAUUGCGUUUCCGAGCCAUGGGGAUGCCCGUGCGACGGACCGAGCAGCAGAUUGAUCCCUUGCAACCGUACCAUUUGCCUAUUCCCUUUGCACGAAUGCGCCGCUGGGUAUAAAGUGGGCGGCCCCAUCGACAAAAUGUGGGUUUGUGUCCCCAUUGACCCACCGACGCCGGACCCGCUGGAGUCGCAGGUUCCGGAUCCGGAUUGGGAGUGCACUGAAUUUGACCACGACCACGACUUCUACUACCACUACUUCAACGACGACGACUACGACAACCACGACAACAACUACUACGAGUACGACUACUACCACUACUACGACGACGACCACGACCACGACGACCACGACUACGACGACAUCAACGAGUACGACUACAACUACAACUUCAACUACUACGACGACUACGACAACAACAACGACAACAACGAGUACGACUACUGCGACGACGUCGACCAGUACUACUACAACAACCACCACUACGACGACGACUACCACGACGACCACGACCACCACCACGACGACAACGACGACCACGACGACCACGACGACCACGAAGACCACGACGACCACGUCGACUACUACCACUACGACAACGACGACGACGAGGACAACUACGACCACAACAACAACAACAACUACUACUACUACGACUACUUCAACGAGCCCGACAACUACGAGAAAACCCUUCUCCCCGAUCACGUUCGUACCAGAGCCGACGUCGAAGGCGUGAUUGGGGCCCGAAAACGUCGUAGUCAGGAUCCGGCCCUAGAAGAGAAUUGUUAUAACCCUUACAACACCACCAUUCAAUGCACGGCUAAUAUGAAUUUAAUGGCAACGCAGAGGCUGUAUGAUAAGGAUCGAAACGUCGUCAGAACGCUAAAUUACUGCACUGGUGCAAACAAGGCAGCUGCAAUCUAUUGCCAGAGAGCUUCUGGGAAUUCGGAUAAUUAUUUUAUCUUGCAACAGGUUCAAAAAUCUAUCGGCUACUUCUCGUGCGACGUGGCUUGGAGUGCGGAAUGUGCU